UAGAUGAAAUCGGUCUCUCCAAAAACGGCAGAGACCGAAGGGUAAAACGGUUGUUUUUGCUGUUUUUUUUAGGAUUUGAGAGCGCGUUGAGAGCCGAAGCGCGUAUUUUAGGACGUCUGUUUGUCAAAUGAAACGACAGAGAAAUGCCACUGGAAAUGCUACAUCCAAACCCUAUGCCUCCGUAGGUUUGUCACCGACCCAAAUUUCUACGUUUCUGUCGACCUGUUGAGAGACGUGACCUGUGUCAGAGCCCAGCAAUGUGGAUCUGCAUGGUUUACAAUGAGACGGACACCAGCGUGGACUUUAGGCUCUGCCAGGACUAUGGCCUCAUCCUGUCAGUCUUCUCCCUCAUCUACCUCCUGGUGUGCUUCCCUUUGGGGCUGUGCUACAAUGUACUGCUGGUCGUGGUCAACCUCUCCAACAAGGUGUCCAUGACCAUGCCGGAUGUUUAUUUUGUCAACAUGGCCAUUGCGGGCCUCGUGCUCAACCUGGUGGCGCCCGUGGAGCUGCUGAGCUCCACCUUCACCCGCUGGCAUGCAUGGGAGUACAACAACGAGGUCUACAUCACCCUCCUCAUCCUCUUCAACAUCUCCUCUCUGGUCAUCAUGUAUUCCACCACGCUGCUUAGCUUGGACUACUACAUAGAGCGAGCGCUGCCUCGUACAUACAUGUCCAGUGUGUAUAACACCAAACAUGUGUGUGGGUUCAUCUGGGGCGGGGCGGUGCUCACCAGCUUCUCUUCGCUGCUCUUCUAUGUGUGCAACCACAUCUCCACUAAGAUGGUCGAGUGCUCGAAAAUGCAGAACAAGGAGGCAGCAGACGCCAUCAUGAUGUUCAUCGGCUACGUGGUUCCAGCUGUGGCAGUUCUUUAUGCAUUUGUGCUCAUUUUGCGCAUUAGGAAGGAGUCUACACCUCUGGAUCAGGACUCUGCUCGCUUGGACCCCUCUAUCCACAGACUGCUGCUAGCAUCAGUCUGUGUGCAGUUUGUACUGUGGACCCCAUACUACAUGACCCUGUUGAUUCACACUGUAGCUGGUGCACCAGGGUACAUUAGCAAUGUACAUUAUUUACCUACCUACUAUUUCCUAAGAUGUGUGUCUAAACUGCUGGCUUUCUCUAGCAGCUUUGCAAUGCCUCUCAUGUAUAGGCAGAUGAACAAAAACUUCUCCAACAAACUUCAGCGGCUGCUCAGGAGGCUGCACUGCGGAGACCAGUCCUGCCCUCAUGAACGCUCAACAGUGCAGCAAGUGGUGACGUGAGAUUACAGACAUCCCUCCCACCCCCCCUCUUCUAUCACUUGGCCUAUCCGCCACUUACCCCCCCCCCCACAGAGCCAGUAUCUGACUGGGCUCCCUCGCUGCUCUGGACUAUGUUAAGAGCGAUGUAGCUAACUGUGGAAUUUCCUGUCACCUUCCAGAACUUGAUCUGAUCUAUCCAGUUCUGCAGUGUUAGGACAAACCAAGCAAAAACCACUAAGUGCUGUUUUUUUUUUUUUUUUUGUCACCAUGUGAAGUUCUCCACUAAGACACUUGGGCUUCUAUUUUGAGGGCGGUAAAUUGGCACAAUCAACUCACAACUACCCGGUGCAGUUUUACACAAACAAUAACAAAAAAAUCCUGUUAGAAAGGGACUCCCAGGCGCUACACCGCUGCAGUGGGUGUAGCUUCCCUGAUACGGAGGUAUUCUGCUGACAGUGUGCAAGUUUGACAAAUGCAUGACUGAAAGUGUCACAACAUGCUACUAGAUACAAUUUAAGUGAGUAAAUAAGAAUAAUUUACAUGAUGAAAAACACACAAUCUAACCAGUAAGCUUUAAACUUUAACUAUCAAGUGACAGAUGUCAGCACCAACUCAAUGUUUUAAACUGCGGGUGAGCAUCAGUUUACUGCCCUCAAAAAAGAGGAUUAAUCACUUGAAUGAGAAGACAUUUCUACCUUUUCAGAGCUGAAUUAUCUGCUUACUUUAAUGUAUUGACAGUGAUUCCUCAUUAUCACACUUAAUAAUCUUCACAUUUUAAAGAUGCAGUACACCAGUAACGGUCUCUUACAGACAUUGCAGCUUCAUUUUAAAAGAUAUUCCCUCUCUCGAUAACCCUGUAGCUAGAUGUAGGUGCUGGUGUGAAGAGAUGUUCUCAUUUCACUUUUAUAGAUUAAGUUCUGGGUUUUUGAUCCACUCGCAGGCAUAAAGAGAUUAUUCUUGUAUAUGCUACAAGCUCCACAACAAACAUCAUAGAAUACAUUAUAUAAAAUAUACAUGCACACCACUUUGAAGUCACACAGAACUACAUGAAAUCCUUAUAUAAUGCUUGUAUUCAGGGUUCUGACAUAACCGGCAUACCUCUUGUGAUCUCUGCUGAAAUCACAUCACCUGUUAAGCAUAAGCAGUUCAAAUCAACUCAUUAAUUUGAGCAAAGAGGCUCAGCCCAGUAUGUGAUUUCUUAAGCUGUGUUUUGCCUCUGCAGGAAUUAUGGAGAGCCUCACAUAGGGUCAGUGAAGUCCUCACAGGGUCAUAGAGAGGACCAUGAGGAGGUGGCACGUACAUUCCCUAAAUUGUAUGAAUGGUUGGGAAGUUUUGUCCAGUAGAAAUAUGAAGCCUGACUCGAUCACUCUGUCAAGAGAGGCACUAUCAAAAACCUCCACAAAGCAUAAAAGCAUCUCCUGCAAACACCUGCAAACAGCCUGUUUGACAUAGAGUUUGAACUAUAAUGCUGCUCAGAUGCAUUAGGUGAUCUGCACAUUGUUGGCAAAGCUGCUUUGCUUUCUUGCCUGCCACUUAGUGAAAAAAAGAACAGACUAAUAGUGAUGCACAGUGGUUAUAAAAUAAAAAAAAAUGUUUUUGUUCUUGCAUGAGGUUUGUUGCUUCACUGCAUUAGUUUAGUUUUUUACUUGCUUUCUGAAUGAGAGGGCCAGUUUAUAAAUCAUCCUGUGAACCGAUACACCAUCAGGGUGGGGCAUUCACUUGAAGAGAAAUAGAAGGUGGGCACGCUGUUAUAUUCCACCGUCAAACAACAAUAAAUGAUAGUCACUUACCUUUGUACACAUUUUUUAUUUACACCUUCACAUAAACAAUUUAAUGUUAAUGCUGACCUAAAAUUCUUGGGCUAUUUUCACACUUGGCAUUCUCUGUAAAAUUUGAAGGCUUGCCAGAUAUACUAAUACAGCUUUGAUGCAUUUUAUACACAAAAAAUGAUUCAGAUUAUAACUUUAAAUAACACUUACACAUUCACUCUCUUGACUAGGGAUAUUUUUUUGUCUACGAUUGAGGAAUAGACAGCUUCCAAUAUUUAAAUUUUCGACGCAUCGCCCCACCCUCAUUAUGUGUAUCUCCUACAUUCAGUCAGAUCAGUGAGAAGUACUGUUUAUUUUCAACUGAGGCUGUGUGUUUACAUCAUGUGUUACAGUAUGUGCUGCCCCAUGAAAAAAAAAAAAACUUGUACGUAUCUUGACACAGUUAAUCAUUGUUUGAACUCAGCUCAAAGUCCCGAUGCUUACUGUUCAUUUAGGAUUGGAGGGCAAACAGUAGGAGAUGGUCAAGUGAUAUGUGGUUUGAAUCAAAGCUUGUGACAGUCUGAUGUAGGAACUUUAAACUGCAUCUUAAGCUGGUGUCCAUUUUCAGCCCCAAAGUGGUGCACAAUAUACUGUCAGAGAUUGUGGUUGUGUCCACAUUCAUUUUCAGCAAAACUCCAAUUACUUUUUAAUCAGUAAGUCCUACAAUGACACUUGAAUUAUAAUUAAUAGCACUAAAUGAGUGAGUGAGAGUUAAGUGACAGGUGAACAUGUUUGCAAUGGCAUUUUAGUUCAUCUGGGUAGAGUUUAUGUAAACUUUACACAUGUGUAAUGAAGAGAUAUGCAAAAAGAAGGCACUCAACAAAACUUUAUCAUCAAAAUAAGAAGGUUUCCUGAUAACGUUCAGUAUGGAUCUGAAUCUGCAUCAAAUUACUCUUCACCAAAUUCCACUAAAAAAACCCCUCAGUUGUUUUUGAAAUAUCUUACUGAGUAAGAGACGGGACAUAAAACAUACUCUGGCAGAGGUAAUAAUUAGCAAUCACCACAAAUGGACUGACUGCACGAAGCACACAACUGUAAAGCUUGAUCAAAUUAGGCUCAAAACAACUCAGCUCGGAUGACUGUUCAGGUCUGAGUUUGUUUUGUUAUUUCAGAGAGGCCAUAAUGUCACACCAGUGCGAAGAAAUUUGAGUAUUAAUCACUGAGUUCAGUUAAAUUACUGAAACAGACCAAGUGUAAGAACACCCUCAAAGUUCUUGUGUGUCGAAUGUAUGCAGAUGCAUUUUAGCUAUUUGAACGGCAAAACCUCAGAAGUCCAGAUGAAUCCACUUUCAGAUGUGAUGCUUUUGUGACUGUGUAUGCAAGUGUAUAUGUAUAAUACAAAAUAAUGUGUAUAUAUUGUAUGUGAGAGAUUUACAGGAAGAUACCAUGCUCUUUCAAAAAUACAGUGUUAUUUUCCAAGAGAUAUAUUUAGAUUCUGUAAGUAAUCUACUCUAUUGUCAACUGAGUCAAAGACUGAUUAAACAAUAAACUA
Messenger RNA from Chelmon rostratus (copperband butterflyfish), 4538 nucleotides. It is a transcript of the gene gpr146, whose product is annotated as G protein-coupled receptor 146. Gene Ontology annotation, biological process: G protein-coupled receptor signaling pathway. The coding region runs from base 258 to 1259 and encodes 333 amino acids. Lineage: Eukaryota; Metazoa; Chordata; Actinopteri; Chaetodontiformes; Chaetodontidae. The transcript is spliced from 2 exons. Gene Ontology annotation, cellular component: membrane. Gene Ontology annotation, molecular function: G protein-coupled receptor activity. The record is from RefSeq and is a predicted model, not a curated record.